AUGUUUCCCUGUAUGGAGUGUGGGAAGUGUUUUGUCCAAAAAUCAGGAUUAGAUAAACACCAAAUAUCCCACAGAGGUGAGAAGCCGUAUUCCUGCCCUGAGUGCGGGAAAUGUUAUCCUUGGAAAUCAGCACUUGUCAGACAUCAAACGUCUCACACGGGCGAGAAGCCGUAUAACUGUACUGAGUGUGGGAAAUGUUUCCCAUUGAAAUCAGCUCUUGUCAGGCAUCUAAGAUCUCACACAGGGGAGAAGCCUUAUUCCUGCUCUGAGUGUGGGGAAAGUUUUCUGUGGCAGACCCAACUUAUCAGACAUCAAAUAAGUCAUACGAGCAAGAUAUCCUAUUCCUGUCCUGAGUGCGGGAAAUGUUGUGCAUUGAAAUCAGAACUUGUCAGACAUCAGAGGACUCACACGGGGGAGAAGCCGUAUUCCUGUCCUGAGUGCGGAAAAUGUUAUUCACGGAAGUCCCAUCUUUCUGAACAUCAGAGAUGUCACACAGGGGAGAAGCGGUAUUCCUGUCCUGAGUGUGGGAAGUGUUUUUUACAUAAACCAAAUCUUGCUGCACAUCAGAGGUCUCACACAGGUGAGAAGCCGUACUCCUGUCCUGAGUGUGGGAAAUGUUAUCCGCUGAAAUCAACACUUGACAGACAUCAAAAAUGUCACACGGGGGACAAGCCGUAUUUGUGUCCCGAGUGUGGGAAAAGUUAUCCACGGAAAUCGGAACUUGCCACUCAUCAAAGAUCUCACACGGGGGAGAAGCCGUAUGCCUGCCCCGACUGUGGACAGUGUUACAUGCUGAAAUCAGCACUUGUCAGACAUCAAAGAUCUCACACAGGGGUGAAGCCCUAUCCCUGCCCCGAGUGCGGGAAAGGUUUUUCAGAGAAGUCCUAUCUCGCCAGACAUCAGCUAUGUCAUACAGGGGAAAAGCCGCAUUCCUGCACCGAGUGCGGGAAAUGUUUUGUACAUAAAUCGGAUCUCACUAAACAUGAGAGAUGCCACACAGGCGAGAAGCCGUAUUCCUGCCCCCAGUGUGGAAAAAGCUUCUCUGAACAGUCCAAUCUUACCAAACAUCAGAGAACCCACACCACUCAAAAAAUAUUUUCCUGUCCUGAGUGUGGAAAAUGUUUUUGCAGAGAAUCAGAAUUUGAAAAACACCAAAUAUCUCACAGGGGGGAGAAGCCGUAUUCCUGUCCCGAGUGCGGGAAAUGCUACCCACGGAAAUCUGCACUUGUCAGGCAUCUAAGAUCUCACACAGGGGAGAAGCCGUAUUCCUGUACUGUGUGCGGGAAAUGUUACCCGUGGAAAUCUGCUCUUGUCAGGCAUCAGAGGUCUCACACUGGAGAGAAGCUGUAUUCCUGCUCGGAUUGUGGUAAAUGUUUUCUGUGGCAAUCCCAACUCAUUAGACACCAAAUAAAUCAUACGGGCAAGAUGCCGUAUUCCUGUCCUGAGUGCGGGAAAUGUUUCCCAUUGAAAUCGGCACUUGUCAGGCAUGAAAGGACUCACACAGGUGAGAAGCCGUAUUCCUGUUCUGAAUGCGGGAAAUGUUUUUCGCGGAUGUUUUAUCUUUCUGAACAUCAGAGAUGUCAUACCGGGGAAAAGCCGUUUUCCUGUACUGAAUGCGGGAAACGUUUUCUACGCAAACCAGAUCUCGCUGCACACCAGAGGUCUCACACGGGGGAGAAGCCGUAUUCCUGUCCCGAGUGCGGGAAAUGUUUUUCACAGAAGUCCCAUCUUUCUGUACAUCUGAGAUGCCACUCGGGUAUGAAGCCUUAUUCCUGCCCCGAGUGCAAGAAAAGCUAUCCACGAAAAUCAGAACUCGCCGCACAUCAAAGAUCUCACACAGGAGAGAAGCCGUACGCCUGCCCUGAGUGCGGGCAAUGCUAUUCGCUGAAAUCAACCCUUGUCAGACAUCAGAGAUCUCACAGAGGAGAGAAGCCGUACUCCUGCACAGAGUGCGGGAAAUGUUUUUCUGAGAAGUCUUAUCUUUCAGUUCAUCAGCUAUGUCACACAGGGGAAAAGCCGUAUCCCUGCUCCGAGUGCGAGAAAUGUUUUGUACGUAAAUCAGAUCUGGCUAAACAUCAGAGAUGCCACACGGGGGAGAAGCCGUAUUCCUGCCCCAAGUGCGGGAAGUGUUUUUCACAACAGUGCAGUCUUGCCAAACACCAGAGAACCCCACACAACCUUUUUCUCACCAUAGAGAGUGGUAAUCGUCACCCAACAGGACCUCCUCCAUUCCAACACACGUCGGCCUACUAUACGUUCUCGGAGAAGCUGAGGAUGUGGACAGCACCACAACCGGGUGAAGACCUGAGAGACUUUAAAGGUAAAGAGGAAGAAGAAGAAGAGAUGUUGGUAAGUGGAGAUCAGCAGUUUAUGGAGGAAGGUGGUCCUCUGUAUUCCCGGGAUCCCACCCAGGAAGAUCUCACCUUCCCCCACCAUGAUCCGAGUGGAGACUUCGGGGAUUAUAACAUUGUCGUUAAAGAAGAGUAUAAGGAGGAGGAUGAGGAGUACGGGAGAGAUUCUAAAGUUGAUGUUAAAGAAGAGAUCAAAGAGGAGGAGGAUGAUGAGGAUGUAGUGAUGGAGGAGUCGGAGCUUCCAAAAGAACACAAAGAUCUGUACCGGGAGAACAUGGAGGAGUCAUCUAUCUACAGGAACCCACCAGAGAGAUGUUUCCAUGAUGGGUGUUACCCUCCGCCCUAUUAUAACUCGGGAGAAUGGGCCAAAGCCCUAAAAGAGAUCUCUCCAUCCCCGGUUCCUGCUAGAGGAUGGGAGCCGUACGCUUCAGUGGCGGUGGAUUGUUCUAAGCUUCUAGACCUGAGUCCCGUUAUGGGUCUGAUGGUCCAUACGGGUGCACAGAACAUUCUGGGGAGGGUUCUGGGAAGCGGAUGCCGUCUCUUCGAAUCUCCCCGGGAAACCAUCCUAACGGGAGUCCACGGACGGGACGUCGGGAAGAUCUCAGAGGAACGUCUCGCGUUGUCUCCAGAAGAUGACGACACCACACAGUAUAGUCCAGGAGAAGACCAUAAAGUCCAUCAGGUGCCCCAUAGUGUGGAUGGACCAUUGUGUUCUUCUAAUCCUGAGGAACCUCAGACUGAGAGGGACGGUCUCGUCCUUCAAAAUAUGCUUUCCUGUACUGUGUGUGGGAAAGGUUUUGUCAAAAAAUCAGACUUGGAAAAACACCAGAUAUCUCACAGAGGGGAGAAGCCGUAUUCCUGUCAUGAGUGUGGGAAACGUUAUCCACAGAAAGCAGCACUGGUCAGACAUCUACGGUCUCACACAGGGGAGAAGCCGUAUUGCUGUACCGAGUGUGGGAAAUGUUACCCAAUGAAAUCAGCACUUAUCAGGCAUCGAAGAUCACACACAGGAGAAAAGCCGUAUUCUUGCCCAGAGUGUGGGAAGUGUUUUCUGUGGCAGUCCCAACUUGUCAGACAUCAGAUAAAUCAUACAGGCAAGAUGCCACAUUCCUGCCCCGAGUGCGGGAAAAGUUUCCCGAUGAAAUCGGCGCUUGUCAGACAUCAGACGUCGCACACUGGGGAGAAGCCGUGUUCCUGCCCUGAUUGCGGAAAAUGUUUCUCACGGAAAUCCUAUCUUUCCGCACAUCAGAGGUGUCACACAGGGGAGAAGCCGUUUUCCUGUCCUGAGUGUGGGAAGUGUUUUCUACGUAAACCAGAUCUCACUGCACAUCAGAGGACUCACACCGGGGAGAAGCCGUAUUUCUGCCCCGAAUGCGGGCAGUGUUUUCCGCUAAAAUCAACACUCGUUAGGCAUCAAAGAUCUCACACAGGCCAGAAACCAUAUUCCUGUCCUGAGUGCGGGAAACGUUUUUCACAGAACUCUCACCUUUCUGUACAUCAGAGAUGCCACUCAGGCAACAAGCCAUAUUCCUGCCUUGAGUGCGGGAAAAGUUAUCCUCGGAAAUCAGAACUUGUCACCCACGAAAGAACUCACACCGGGGAGAAGCCGUUUUCUUGCCCCGAGUGCGGAAAAAGCUACCCACUGAAAUCGACACUUGUCAGACAUCAAAGAUCUCACACGGGCAACAAGCCCUACCCCUGCCCCGAGUGUGGAAAAUGUUUUUUAGAGAAGUCUUAUCUUUCACUCGUCAGGCAUCAGAAAUCUCACAUAGGAGAGAAGCCGUAUUCCUGUAAUGUGUGCGGGAAAGGUUUUUCACAGAAGUCCUAUCUCUCUGUACAUCAGAUCUGCCACACGGGGGAGAAGCCGUUCUCCUGCCCCGACUGCGGGAAGUGUUAUCCACGGAAAUCGGAACUUGUCAGACAUCAGAGAUUUCACACGGGGGAGAAGCCCUAUACCUGUGAGGAGUGUGGGAAAGGUUUUUCGCGAAAGUCCUAUCUCUCUUUACAUCAGAUAUGCCACACUGGGGAGAAACCGCAUUCCUGCCCGGAGUGUGGGAAAUGUUAUCCACGGAAAGCGGAACUUAUCCUACAUGAAAGAUCUCACACGGGAGAGAAGCCGUAUGCCUGCCAUGAGUGCGAGAAACGUUUUGCCCGUAAACCACUUCUUGAUGCACAUCGGAGAUGUCACACGGGGGAGAAGCCGUUUUCCUGUCCUGAGUGCGGCAGAUGUUUUUCACAGAAGUCCCAUCUCAUUGGACAUCAAAUAUGCCACGUGGGCGAAAAGCCGUAUUCCUGUCCCGAGUGCGGUAAAUGUUUUCCAUGGAAAUCUCAACUUGUCAACCAUCAAAGAACUCACACAGGAGAGAAGCCGUUUUCUUGCCCCGAGUGCGGGAAAGGUUUUGUACGUAAACCACUUCUUGAUGCACAUCGGAGAUCUCACACGGGUGAGAAGCCGUUUUCCUGUCCCGAGUGUGACAAAUGUUUUUCACGGAAGUCCCAUCUUACUGGACAUCUAACAUGCCACACGGGCGUGAAGCCGUAUGCCUGCCUUGAGUGUGGGAAAUGUUACCUACGGAAAUCAGACCUUGUCAUACAUCAAAGAUCUCACACAGGAGAGAAGCCUUAUUCCUGCCCUGAGUGUGGGAAGUGUUUCGUGCGUAAACCACUUCUUGAUGCACAUCGGAGAUGUCACACUGGGGAGAAGCCGUUUACCUGUCCUGUGUGUGGGAAAAGUUUUUCCAGAAAGUCCCAUCUUACUGGACAUCAAAUAGGCCACACUGGACAAAAGCCGUAUUCCUGCCUGGAAUGUGAUAAAAGUUAUCUGCGGAAAUCUGACCUUAUUAUACAUCAAAGAUCUCACACAGGAGAGAAGCCGUACGCCUGCUCUGAGUGCGGGAAGUGUUUUGUACGAAAACCACUUCUUGAUGCACAUCGGAGGUGUCACACGGGGGAGAAACCGUAUUGUUGCCUUGUGUGCGGGAAGUGUUUCUCACAGAAGUCCCAUCUCAACACGCAUCUGAAAUCUCACGUGGGGGACAGGCCGUAUUCCUGCCCCGAGUGCGGGAAACUUUUUUCACAGAAGUCUUGUCUCGCCAAACAUCAGAGAACCCACGCGGCCGUUUAGGAGUUUUAUUGUCCUGAGUGCGGGAAAUGUCUUCUAUAUGAAUCAUCAGAGGUCUGACACUGGGAAGAAGCACACCUUGAUAUACACCUCAGAAAACACGUGGCUGAGCUCUCCUCCGAUCUUUAUC
Nanorana parkeri is the source of this 5602-nucleotide messenger RNA. RefSeq names its product zinc finger protein 91-like. Gene Ontology annotation, biological process: negative regulation of transcription by RNA polymerase II. Lineage: Eukaryota; Metazoa; Chordata; Amphibia; Anura; Dicroglossidae. The record is from RefSeq and is a predicted model, not a curated record. Bases 1 to 5475 code for a protein of 1824 amino acids. The transcript has 10 exons. Gene Ontology annotation, molecular function: DNA-binding transcription repressor activity, RNA polymerase II-specific.